UGGCUGGUUUUAUGACAACGCUGAAGGAAAUUCACAACUAGCUUUGAUGUGCUCGUAUAUAAUGGACAACAUAUUAUCGACUUUCCCUUACUUUACUACGCCUGUACAAAAUGAAGCUUUUCAAGACCUUGGUGGGACUCAUUUUGGUGAGUUAUCUUUUAAUAUUGGAAACUGAUGCGAUGUCCUUGGCUGAUAGAGGGCGAAAGCUAAUGGAUUUCCCUGGAAUAUGUAUGGACUGUGGGUAUUUUGUUCCCAACAUGCACUGCGAUCUGACAGUUCCCUGCACCAAAGACACCUGCAGGAAAGAGUGUAUUGAUGAUGGUCCGCAAGUAACUGGAAGCCGGCCCACUGAGUGCGAUUCACAACAAAACACGGAUCCAGACACUUACAAAUGUUGGUGGGACAGCGCAUGCGCUGCAAACGAGAGAUGCUGCAUCACGGAUACCGGAAGUUACUGUAGCUCCUUAGCGGUUUUGUUUUAACAUUUCUCAACAAACGAUGUUGUUUACAUGUAAUGAAUCCAAAUAAAAAUAAUUCGAUGA
Magallana angulata is the source of this 542-nucleotide messenger RNA. RefSeq lists its product as uncharacterized. NCBI's taxonomy places the organism in Eukaryota, Metazoa, Mollusca, Bivalvia, Ostreida, Ostreidae. The transcript is spliced from 4 exons. Bases 111 to 482 code for a protein of 123 amino acids. The record is from RefSeq and is a predicted model, not a curated record.